This is a messenger RNA of Gregarina niphandrodes, 5019 nucleotides long. RefSeq names its product putative sodium/hydrogen exchanger. The record is from RefSeq and is a predicted model, not a curated record. The transcript has a single exon. Gene Ontology annotation, cellular component: membrane. The coding region runs from base 1 to 5019 and encodes 1672 amino acids. Gene Ontology annotation, molecular function: sodium:proton antiporter activity. Gene Ontology annotation, biological process: proton transmembrane transport. NCBI's taxonomy places the organism in Eukaryota, Apicomplexa, Conoidasida, Eugregarinorida, Gregarinidae.
AUGAGUAACGGUCAUGAAGAGAAUGAGAUUGAUGUGUCUCCACACGCGGCGUUGGGCCUAAUUUCCAUCGGUAUUGCGGAGGCGUCUCGAAUGCCGCAUAAUGCUUUAUACUACGUUGUGUUACCAAUUCUGUUGUACGAUGCGACUCAGUUGGUGCAUUGGCACAACUUCAAGAAAAAUAUAAAAACGGGACUUAUGUUGGCGGUCAGCGGUAUUGUGCUGCAGGUGUUCGUGCUGGGGGCUCUAAUGCAGUGGUCGUUCAGCUCCAGCGCUACCAAAACCACUUCUCCAGAACGACUCCUGAACUUCUUCCAUCCGUUACCAGACAGCAACCAACGAGUUUUGCCUGCCGUCCGAGAUACCACUGAUAUAACGGAACUCUUCCUACCUCCAGGAGCCCUACCUCCCCUACCUUCUGGAGCCCUAACUCCCCUACCUUCUGGAGCCCUAACUCCCCUACCUUCUGGAGCCCUAACUCCCCUACCUUCUGGAGCCCUAAUUCCCCUACCUUCUGGAGCCCUACUUCCAGGCGCCAGCGGAGUAAGUGGUCUCCAAGCCAGCGGAGUAAGCGGCGUUCCCCGCAGCGGAGACAGUGUGGAGAUACAUGGUUCCCCAGUCGCUUCCAGAAGAAAGCGAAAUUUGGCGAGCCAGUUUCUAGACACCCCGAUCAUUUUCCCAGGUGGCAUAGUGGACAGCUCAGCAGGAGGGGCAAUAAAGUGGACCGGGAACUCCACUGAUCAACUCAGGGGGUUUACCGGACACGGUGACUUGUGGUUCGCCGGCAGCGGCGACCAUGUGGCGACUACCUACAGGCGGCCUGACGAUGGCUCGGUUAUGGUUCGUGGAUUAGUACCGGAGGGUCCGACUUUGUCUAUAACUCCCGGACUAGGCUUAUCUCACGGUGAAAGCUUAUCCGGGGAUGUAGAGGCUCCCGGCGCCAAUAGUCUCGGUAUCCAGACUCCUGAUGACCAGAUUCCUGAUGACCAGAUUCCUGAUGACCAGAUUCCUGGCCUUGGUGAAGAAGACGAUCUGGAAGGGGAAGAAACGGAGGCUAUAGAAGACGAGGAUGAUGGGGAGCCUUCCUUUGCCUCAAGUUGCAUGAUAGCGGCUGCAGUAGGAGCAACAGACCCCAUUGCGGUAUUGGGUGUGCUGGAGGAGUUGGAUGCUCCUGCACACUUGGUGUCUUUGUUUGAUUGUGAAUCUUUAAUUAACGACGGUACUGCUAUCUUCCUGUUUUCAUUCUUCCGUUCUAUGAGUCGAAAUGGAGGAGUCAGUUGGGGUGACAGCGUUCGUGAAUUCUUCCUACUACUAUUGGGUGGUCCGUUAGUCGGAUUAGUGUGUGCGGCGGUGUUGUAUCGUUGUAUUAAGCACUUCCGAUUCCAUCCGUUUGAUGUGACGUUACUAGUUGUGGCUGUUUCUUACUUGGUUUUUUUCAUUGCUGAGAUUUACUUACACACGUCGGCGCCGUUGGCUAUAGUUGUGUAUGGAUUAUACUUCAAGGCAUACGCCAAGGCUGCUUUUGAGGCGGAUACCAGCAAGGUUCAUCACACGUUCGUACGAGGGAUGGCUACGGCUAUGACGAGUCUGGUGUUUAUAAUUUCAGGAAUCGCUUGUAUGCGUAUCACCUGGGAUACUCUGACUGGGGCUCAGAACUUAGAGAUACCCGACAGCUAUCCAAAGUUCGUGGAAGACUUCGGUCCCACUCCAGACCCCAAUGCAGAUUACUGGUCGUCGUCGUCGUCGUCGGCAAGAGGGUCCGCACCUUUGCGACUUCUAUCAGAAAAGAAUCCUGCCAUACGGGACUUAUGGCAUGUUGCCGUGUUCUACCUCUUCUGCAAUAUCGCUCGCGCAUUAAUGAUCCUAGUCUUUUCGCCACUUAUUAAGAAGGACUUAGGAAAAUUCAGUUGGAAAGAAGCCGUGCUUCUAUGGUGGGGCGGAUUACGCGGUGGGGUCUGUCUCAUUUUGGCACUCCUAAUUGAGCAGGACGAAGACAUAUCCGAGAACCUAGCCAGCAAAGCUUCUCUCUAUUGUGCUAGUGCUGUGGUAUUGAUUUUGAUCAUCAAUGGCACUACAUUUGAGUUCCUCUUCCGCUGGCUCCGUCCAUAUCGUGCUAAUCCAUUCAAGGAAAUAUACCUGCUGAAAGUACUCAAGUUCAUUGAUGAGGAAUACCAGCAUGAAGCCGACCUAUUGCAGUCACAUUGGCUUUAUCAGAAUACCAAUAUUCUGGAGUACUCGAACAAACUUGUACCCGUUUUGGGUGCUAGCGAAAUGCAUGACAUGAAAGGUUUGUUAAUCCCCGGUGUGCAUGUGCGCAAAGUUAUGGAGUCCUUCGACAUGUCACAGCUCAUUACCAACUCCACACUCUUCACAACUGCUCCAUCCCGUCCAGGCUCACGUCCAGGCUCACGUCCAGGCUCACGUCCAGGCUCAACUCAACUCGAAAGUCCAGGACGUAUUCUCGCCGGACCCGUCCCCUCAGCUGGCUCCACUCCUGCCAGUAAACAACUCAGCCUUGGAGAUAACGCCCGAGCUUGGACCGCACCAGCCACUGCCGCUGAUCUCGAGGCACCUGAUGCCGGUGGAGAAGGACACGAUACUGCCGCCAAAAUUCAAAAUCUCAAAAACAUCAAGCACGAUGUGAACGUUCUCAAGACUGUGGAGAUCCUCUACGGCGACGACGCUCACAAACCCUCUCCCGCCACCAACGAAGAAGACGACGACGACGACGACUCAGACUCCGACGGACUCGGCAUCAAGGCUGCCAGCGCAAAGAACCCUUCCACCCCAGUCAAAGACCCCCUUACCCGCUUUGGCUCUCUUGAUGACUCCGUCCUCAACACAUCCAGGUAUAAACCCAUCGACGGACAUGUUACUGACGGUCGCGGUGGACGGCUUGGAGUAGACGUUCGCUCCCUGAGCAGACCCGCCAGCACCCACUUCAGUCCCGGCCCUCUCGGCUCUGGACCACUGGGCGCUGGCUCAUUGGGUUCUGGCCCUCUCGGCUCCUACCCAACCUCACUGGGGUCGAGCUCAUUGAGGUCUGGCAGACUAGGCCUAGGCACAUUCGGAUCAGGCCCACGGGGAUCGGGCGCACUGCGCUCAGGACCUCAGGACGCGGGCAAGCUGAAAGAUCCCGUUCGGACUUCCAUGUCGCCGUUAAACCGGCUGGCCACGCGACCGGCAUUGCCGUUGGGCGUGCUGCCGGAGUCCAGCGAAGACGAGGACGGCAUCGUCCGCGGCGGUGGGCGGCCACAAGACAUGAGUCAGCAAGAAAGUUUCUACGAGCUGGCGCAGACUGUGGAGGACAGCAAGCGCGUGCGGUGGAGUGAGGCGCAGCCGUCGAUAGAGGUGGCGCGUGGAGCUCCGGAUCCGGGAGUCCGCGGUUCGAAUACUGCGUCGCGCAGUUCGGAUGAGGGUUUCCCGAUCCGGCACACGACGGGGCUGGAUCCUGGUCGGCACUCGAGCGGGUUGGCAGCAGCCGAGACAGAGACGUCGCCGUCGAUUACCGUACGGCGCGUAAGUACCGUAGGGAACUUCGGGACGGCGACGCAGCAAGGUCAAUUAGGUGCUCAAGGGGGUGGUUUGUUGGGUGAUCCUCAGAACGGUCCAAGUCCUACUGCGGAGUCGGCGUUGCCUCGGCGACAGCCAUUGUAUCGUACGGGCAGUUACGUGUACCGGAUCCGGUCGGAGCCGUACAGUGCGCACUUGGACGCAGCGAAUGUGGCUAGAAUGGCGACGGAAAGUUCGCCAGGGUUGGAGGGGCCGGAAGGUGACUGGUCACCCCAUUUCCUGAAUGCGGAUGUGCACAUCCCACGAACCAUGUCGGUGCCAGAUCACGUGGGGACGAAGCCGUUAUUCAAGAAGCCUGUAGCACCGGCCAAGGUACGCCGAAAUACGCGUCCCCAGCCAGUGCGACCGUGGCAUCGCGAGGGUGAGGUGGUAAUGAUGGUAGUGAACUCGAUGAGGCAUUUGUACAGGCGUAUGUAUGAGCAGAACUUCAUUAGUGGGACUUGUUUCGUGGCCUUCAUGAGCAACAACGAUUCUGUGAAUGACUUCGCUAUAUCACACGAAGAGGACAAAAUAAAGCCCUGGUGCUACUUCGUGCAGCGACCGUCACCCCUGGACUUUGUUGUAGAUCACGGAGCCGACAACCCGGACCACGGAAUCGCUCCCCGCGCACGCCAGGUGUUCUGCGCCUGUGACUACCAAGUACGGAAAGAGCGUGACGAAAAGUUCAAAAAGCUCAUGGAGGGUGUCACGCCAUUUGACCUGGAAUGGUUCCUCCUUCUCGGACGACUACGCGUGAGCAGCCGCUGGGACGUUUCGUUCCUGCGCCACCUUGGUCGCAAGUGCGCGUGUCAGAGUUCUACUACGCCCGCUCCCUCCGAGGCUGCCUCCGUCGCGCUCGACCUGACCCUCGGCGGCGCCGGCGGACUCAAUGGCCUUUCGGCUGCCACCUUCGGCGCCCCUCCCUCCGGCAUGACGUCGGCUGGAGUGGGCUCAAACAACCCGGGAUCGCCUGCGGGCAGCGGUGGUUUGGGGAUAGGCAGCGGCGGCGGUUCAACACAGGGCGUGGCCGAGGAGACCGGCGGAUGGAAGCUAGCAUGGCAACGGUUCCUGGUGUGGAUGUGGGCACUGCUGGGGCCGAGGCAAAUCUUCCCGGCACUCGACGAUCUACAGACUCUCUGUGCUUAUGUGGAUGUGCACGAAGAAAUGCUCGUGCGUGGUGAUCGCGGCCUACGCUUCAUUCUGGGACCUAAACUGCUUGAGUCAUACACACUACGCACCGCUCGUGGAAAGGUCGCUGUACGACACCUUGCACACUUCUACCCACAAUCCUUCCCAUUUGCACUUAUCUGUCAUGGUGCUGUCUUCCUCCUUAACCUCAAAAUACAACUCGUUGAAGAAUACCACGAACGAGGACUGCUCAUGACCUCCGACUGCGAGACUAUACUCAACGUGCUCAAAAGACAAAUUGUCCGAGCAACCAAGUAUCACCCCCAAUACCUAUUCACUUAG